CGAAUUUACUUGUCCAGUCCAAAUGCGAAUGGCAUGGUGAGAAAGGCGCAUUGUUUUGUUUGGGCCGUUUCUUGUACGUCUUUGUCGUGCUAAUGAAAUAUUACCUUUAUCAUUCUUCAACAAAGUAGUCGAGAUGGACAAUAAAAGUGUGGUACCGCUUGCGGCCUGAAUUUCUUUUCAAGUCCUUUGCAAGCGCAACAAAGCAGAUCCUAAGACUAUGGGCUUGAUUAAAUUUGGCCCUUGACGUUUCAAGAACAAUCCUUCGUCCAAGAUUUCGAUCACAUACACCAAAGCAAUUCACAAGAUGCCGCCAAGAGUCGAGCCAUCCCGGCGCCGUGUAGGUCGCAAAAUCCCAAAGAAUAGAGCAGGACCUUUACAGCAGAAUGACACGAGCGAUGCAGUUAGAUUCAGUAACAUAGAUGCUGAGCUAGCCACAACUAGUCUCGAUAUCAAUGCUUAUGGUGAAUUAAACGAUGUAGCCAGGCGGAAUCAUGAUCAGCCCGCCACAAUAACUGCUUCGCCAUUCAAAUGGCUGAAGCCAGCAAGCCAGCUACUCUUGCCACAAGAACUACAAGAUAGGCUGGGCCAGAAUCUGAACCAGAAGAAUAUGACCAAUCUGACUGAAAACGAUACCGCAUUCCGCGACCUCCUCAAGGAUGUCACCUCUAUUAGAGAAUGGUGGGCGAAGAAUCGCGAGGAAUGGGGUUUCCGCCGCACCGAGCUUGUAACGAUACAGAAGAGCAUAGAUAGCUUAUUGGUACAAGUUGGAGGAUUGGAAAACAUUGAGAUGACUCGCCAUGCAGCCGCCAGAAAGCAGUACUAUCUGCAAGUUGAGGUCGCUAACUCGAGGCUCAAGUGGUUUGAGGAGAACGAGGCUUACAUGAAGAUUGUCAUCGCGAAGUUUAAAGAUAUCCAAAAUAGCUUGAGCAAGACUGUCGAGAAAUCCAAAGCCGUCUAUGUCAUGCCGACAGAGGAUUACUUUCCGGAUGGCUUUGAUUAUGAUAAAAUGCUCACUUCAUAUCAAUUCACCGAUGGAGAUGUCGCUUGGUGGGAAAAUGGCCUCGGAUUGAGUUCAGCGCUUCGGGGCAUGAGGAAAUUCCUUACGAAUACCGGAGAUGAUAACGCUAGCAAAUCCGAAUUGCGUAAAGCAAGUCUUGCGAUUGUGCGACAAGCCAUCGCCGAUGUCAGCCUUCAAUGGAAGGUGUAUGGAGGAGACACCCCAGAUGCGAUAGACGCCAAGCUUGUCACAGAGCGAACUUCGCUUAACAGAGAUGCCAGACGGGGGAGAACCUCACCAACUGCUGCUGCUAGAGCUGAGGCUACUAGAAAGAGAAUCGCUAAAAUGGAAGAAAACAAGGCAGCUAUACAACGCAUCAUCGAUACAAAUGCAGACUACCUGGCGAUUUUGAGAAAUACUGAAAGGCGCUUGGUGGUAGAAUUAGCAAUCCUUACAUGGGAAAACCGAAGAACUACUGGAUUAUUGGGAGUGGCGAGGAAGAUGGAACGGGACUUGAAAGACUCCCCUAGAGUUGAUCUUCGAUUCCUGGUUUCACGAAUUCCAUUCGUUUACCAUUUUUACAUGACCUGUCGAACUCACUAUCUGCAUCAGAAGAGCCUUGAUGAUCUUUUCACGAUACUUCGGGACGAUGCCUUUCAGCGGUCGGACAUAGACAGUAUCACGACAAUGAUCAUUGACCAUCAUGCGAAGUUUCGGCCUGCCUACCAGGCUACGAUCAACAAAUUCAGGUCCACAAAUUGGAUUUGGGAUAAUGCUGAGAUGCGAGAAAACAUGUGGUAUGAACUUGAGUAUGAAUUCGAAGACAUGGCACAAGUUGUUGCGGAAGCAGAGCAACUGUUAACCGAAAGGACGACGGCCUUAGCUUUAGUCAAGCCUUCUGAGGCAAAAUUGAGAUUGGUUGCUCUAGGAGGACCAAACGUCUUGAACCAACCUGCUCUUUCUGGAGGUGUAAGAUCUGGAUGGACCACUAUAACCGUUGCGAGACAGAGACUUGCAGUUACACAGCUUGAAGUUAUUGGUAAUUAUAACAUGGAAGCGGGAGAAGCUCUACGAGCACUAUUCGUCAGCCCAGAUAUAGCAGAAUACUUCCGAUUCACGCACUGGAUGAAGCGUCAACCUUUCGUUGAUCUUGUCAAUUCGUUCCUCAAGACACCAGUGAGCGACGAGAUUAUCGCCGCUUUCCUCGUUGUUUGUCACGAUGCCAAUGACCUAUUCACAAUUAAUGUCCUUGGCAGAAUCUCAUACUGCGACCAAGGAUGGGAACUUGUUCAUGAGGCACCCGUCGGUGGUCCGAUCCGGGGCGUCAGGAGUAUUAAGCCCGUUGGCCAGGACGAUCUCGAGAAAUGGCUAGUGAAGAACAAAGCUACCAUGGUGACGAAUAAUCGAGACAUUUCUGCCAGAGACCUCUAUAACACCAUGAAGGCAGCUUUCGAGGGACUGACCAGGGACCAAUUCGAUGAUGCAAUGUCGUUCUUCAACCGCAUUGGGAGGAUGUACAUAAGUCCGAUUGACCAGCCAACCGGAAGCAGUCAAGUAUUCCGCAGAAUAGACAACGGCUGGCAGAUUGACCGACAAACGCCAUACGAUCCCAUUUUCGCCCCAGCCCCGCCAUACUUUGCACAACUAAGAGAGAUUCUCGUUGGUGCUAGAGCUACCAUUACGACUCAUCAGUUUAGGAGAAAUAGGGUAAGUGAGACAGCGUUAUUCGACCUUCUGGAAGCAAUUUUGCAACUACCUGGUGGUGCAUUUGGCUUUGGAAGAGUAGUCGUCAAUAGACAUCGUUUCCACUUGUUUUUGCGAUGGUGUACUCGAAAUGAGUCUGGCUUCCUCAACUUGAAUCGUUCGGGGAUUAUCACUGGGUCUGCAGUAGUGUAGUUUUGAUCUAUAGGCUGUUUCCCUAUGUAUCUUCUGGCGUCUUUAUAAUAUAGCUGCGACGUUUGCUUUGUGUUCAAUUGUA
Messenger RNA from Mollisia scopiformis, 2975 nucleotides. RefSeq lists its product as uncharacterized. The record is from RefSeq and is a predicted model, not a curated record. Lineage: Eukaryota; Fungi; Ascomycota; Leotiomycetes; Helotiales; Mollisiaceae. The coding region runs from base 305 to 2893 and encodes 862 amino acids. The transcript is spliced from 4 exons.